Messenger RNA from Coregonus sp. 'balchen', 2979 nucleotides. NCBI's taxonomy places the organism in Eukaryota, Metazoa, Chordata, Actinopteri, Salmoniformes, Salmonidae. The record is from the annotation of a GenBank genome assembly.
AUGGCUAAGUGAGUCAAACCUUUUCUAUUAGGGGGUAGCAACACUCCUCCAUUUUACAGAGCUAUCUAUUUCAUGUAGGCCUAUAUGUUAUAACCUUCCUUGCUGGUAUCUUCUAAAUGGAGCAGAAUAAGGAAAGGUCUCUAACAAAAACGUCAUUUUAAGAGCUCAGAGGACUGCUGACUAUAACAGCAGGAAGCUCACACCGGAAAUAACUUGGGUCCUAUCCGACACUGAGCACAUGCAUAUUAAUAACAUGAAGUGUUACCAUUCACAAAGGAUUUGUCAAUUUAUCAGUGGCAGUAGGCUUACAUCAGACUUUUCAUCUCCCAUGAGAAAAACUCCAUUGAGCAGUGUUUCUUCCAUAGGUUUUUACAGCAUUGGUUGCCAUAAGGUGCUAGGGCAGUCAAGGCUGCAGCUUUGACUUGAGCAUCUGUGAAUAUCACAAGCACUAUGUGAUGCAUGGUCACUCAUGCAGGGGGGCUUACAACCCAAGUCAAAUCCAGUUGGUUAGGUAAUACAAUGCUCAAGAGUUAAUUCCUCAAUCUGCUCUUAUAAGACGAGAUAUGACCAUGACUUAUAGCCCCAGCCAUCAGUAUGGCCCGACAAACACAUAUAUAAACUCAGGAUUAGGAAACAUUUUGGACAAAACAUGUCAGUUAUCAUCAUUUAGUAUAAAUAAUAUGUUUAUAUCAGGUUGUGUCAUUAUCAAUUACACACCUUCACACGUUUUAUAAACUGUUGAUUGAUCAUUUGUCUUUCAAUCAACCUUAGAUUUUUCACUACUUGAAAUGAACCUUGUGUGUUUUAUCCUUUCAGAAUGUGCCACUACAGUGAAAUACUGCUGAGUUUGACUGUUUAGUUUUUCUUUGAUCUUUCCUCAGGUUAUACAAGAAAAUCUCUAGGAAUGGGACAGUAAGUGAAAACCUUUUCCGUCUCUCUAAUAAUACUUGCCCCAUAGAAAUGGAGACCAUCACCUAUUAAUGAUGAAUGUAAAAGAGCUCCAGUUACAUUCUGUGUGACCAAUGUUUUCUUCCUAUCUUCAGCUUACCCUUUACCUUGGAAAGAGAAACUAUGUCGACCAUGUUCAGAAUGUGGACCCUAUCGGUAAGUCUUACUUUUAUACUUUGCACUUAUGUAUCGUAUCCAGUUUAGAUAUUUGUGUGGAGGGGCAAAUCUCUAAAAUCUCUACCCAUCGUUGUUACAGAGGGAGUAGUGAAAAUUGAUCCUGCAGACCUCGCAGGCAGGAAAGGUACACUUUAUUUUACAGAGAAGUUGCUCAUGUUAGCAAUUCUAUGGAAUGAUUACACACUGGUUAAUGUUGAUCCUGUUCUCUCCAGUGUUUGUGCAGCUGGCUUGUGCCUUCCAUUAUGGUCGUGAGGACCUGGAUGUCAUUGGACUGUCUUUUAGGAAAGACAUCUGGGUCAAGCACAUCCAGUUGUACCCUGAUGCUGGCCACAAACCCACCCUCACACCCAUGCACGUCUGCCUGCUCAAGAAGACAGGAGAGCAGGGCCAUGCUUUCACUUUCGACAUUGCCACAAACCUUCCCUGCUCUGUCACAAUCCAGCCAGGACCAGAGAAUGCUGGAAAGGUAGGCCCUUGCCUUGAUAACAGUUUUUACCCCAGAUAGAUUGAAUUCCAUGAUUGAUUAUAUUUACAUUGACCUUUUGUGUACACCUAGGCUUGCGGUGUGGACUUUGAAGUCAAGACUUACAUUGCAACUGAGGCAGACCCCGAGAAAGAGAAACUUGAUAAGAAGUGAGUGGCUAUCCAAAUCCUUGUGUUGUUUAUUGAAAUAUUUACACACAUAAGAAAUUCUCUACAUGUAAAAACAAUUGUUUCUUUCUGACCCUCUUUUUUCCUCUCUCCCUCCCUUCUUCUCUUUGCUACUUUUCCCUCCUUCCUUGUAGAGACACUGCCCGCAUGAUCGUCCGUAAGAUCCAGUUUGCCCCAGAUGCGACUGGUGCUCCUGGGCCCAAGGCUGACAUCUGCAAGAGCUUCAUGAUGUCUGACAAGCCUAUCCACCUAGAGGCCUCUCUGGAAAAGGAGGUGAGUUACACAGAAGGCCUCACUGGCUUCUACAGCGCAUCUACUGUAGCAACUGUAUUGGAAUACAUAAUCAAAAGGGGAUGUAGACAAUUUUGUCUUGUAUUGAUGUCAGAUCUACUACCAUGGAGAUCCGAUCAAUGUCAACGUCAAAGUCAAAAACGAAACCGCCAAAACAGUGAAAAAAAUUACAAUCACAGGUAAGUCUAUCACCACUGACUAUGAAUGUUAGAACUAAAAUACUAUACUUCAUUUGGUAACAGCGGGCUCUUUCCUUCAGUUGAGCAGACUACAGACGUGGUGCUCUACUCCGCAGACAAAUACACUAAAACCAUACUUUCUCAAGACUUUGGGUGAGUAGACAGAAACCCACCCUCAGACAACGUCCCUCUCCUCCUCAUCUUCUAUGGAGUGCUCUUCUCCCGAUGCUCUGAGUACUAACAUCUCCAACCUUCUCUUAGGACAAUAGAUGCCAAUAGCACAUUCGAUAAAUCCCUUGCCAUCACCCCCCUACUGGCCGACAACAAGGAGAAGCGCGGUCUGGCGCUGGACGGCAGACUGAAGGAUGAGGACACAAACCUGGCCUCCAACACUAUGUGACUAGCACUUCCAUUAUUAUCACAUUCAAAUCUAGACUGGAACAACCUGAGUCCUUCUCUCACCAUCUUCUCCUUUUCCCCCAUUAGGAUUAGAGCCGGUAUGGAUAAGGAAGUGUUGGGAAUCUUGGUCUCCUACAAAAUCAAGGUCAACUUGAUGGUCUCUUCAGGAGGGUAAGGGUUAGCUUAAAAGUUGUCAUGUUUUUUAUUGAAUUUGAGGAAAAUAAUACAUACUAAUCUGCUAUGUUCUUUAACCCCAUUCAGCUUGUUGGGAGGUCUCACAGCCAGUGACGUGCAGGUGGAGCUCCCCCUGAUCCUCAUGCAUCCCAAACCCCAG